This is a messenger RNA of Nicrophorus vespilloides, 2000 nucleotides long. RefSeq names its product isocitrate dehydrogenase [NADP] cytoplasmic-like. Bases 458 to 1834 code for a protein of 458 amino acids. Gene Ontology annotation, cellular component: peroxisome; cytosol; mitochondrion. The transcript has 7 exons. Gene Ontology annotation, biological process: isocitrate metabolic process. The record is from RefSeq and is a predicted model, not a curated record. Gene Ontology annotation, molecular function: isocitrate dehydrogenase (NADP+) activity; NAD binding; magnesium ion binding. NCBI's taxonomy places the organism in Eukaryota, Metazoa, Arthropoda, Insecta, Coleoptera, Silphidae.
GCAAAUAAUACAAUAUUUGUCUGGAAUAAGGCCUGUGCGGAAUAGUAAAUAACAUUAACAAAAUCUAUUUAUAAAUGUUGACCCGUUUUCUCGUUUGGACAAAGAAGGGUGAGAAGGAGGAGGAGGACGAGGUUCUCCCGCAACGUGAUGAUCUCGUGGUGUCGCUUUUGUUGUUGAUGUUGUUUUGUUUGUUGUUGUUUGUUUUGUUAGUAGUUCCAUCGCAUUCGCCUCUUUUCCACGCUCGUUUAUGAACGGAGGAGCGAGCACAUCGAGUAGACCACAGUCAGAUCCCGUUCCGAGCAGACGCGCAUCGCUGCACCCGAGCACUCAGAGAAAACACACAUACACACACAAAAGUAUAUUGCUACUGAUUGAAGCAAAUUGUUUCUUCAAUUGGAUCAAAUUCGUACUUGGUUUUUCUUCUCACUUCUGUAAUUAACGGAAAAUAACCGAAAGAAUGCUGAUGUCCAAGAGUUUGGCACGUUUGAACGUGCACGUUACAAGCAUCUCCAAGAGACAAACUAAGAUCCUGGUCUCCAUUUCGCCGACAUUCAACAGAAAAUAUACGACGAAAUCGAAGAUAAUUGUGCAGAAGCCGAUAGUGGAGAUAGGAGGAGAUGAGAUGUCGAAGAUCGUCUUCGACAAGAUUAAGCAGAAACUGAUCAUUCCUUAUGUGAAUCUGGAGAGAGACUAUUACGACUGCAGCUUGGCAAACAGAAAUGCAACAGGAAACGAGGUUGUGGCGGAAGCGACGGCUGCGAUCCUCAAGUACAACGUGGGCAUAAAGUGUUCGACAAUAACACCAGAUGAGGAAAAAUCGAAAGAAUACAAGCUGAAGCAGAUCUGGCCCAGUCCGAACACGAUGAUCAGGAACGCCCUGAACGGCACCCAGUUCAGGGAGUCGAUCAUCUGCAGCAACGUGAACAAGUUCGUGCCGAAAUGGACGAAACCGAUCAUCAUCUGCAGACACACGUUCGGGGAUCAGUACGCCGGCAAGGAUAUAGUCAUCGAUAAACCCGGAAGGGUCUCGUUAGUUUACACUACUAGAACUGGGGAGCAUCACAAUUACGAUGUUAAGGAUUUCGAUGGUAAAGGAGUCGCGAUGCUCACGUACAACACUCUGGACAGUAUUCAGUCGUUCGCCGAGGCCUGCUUCCAAAUGGCCUUGGAGCGCGAAUUGCCGCUAAUCUUCUCUUCAAAGUACACGCACUUGAAGCAGUACGACGCGAUGUUCUACAGCGUCUUCCAAGACUUAUACUUGAGCAAAUACAAGAGGUUGAUGGAUAAGGCCAACUUAACUUACGAACACCGAUUAAUCGACGAUAUGGCUGCUUGCGCCAUCAAAUCUUCCGGAGGAUUCGUGUGGGCUCUGAAGAGUUACGACGGUGACAUCCUCUCCGACGUCGUCGGUCAAGGUUUCGGUUCCAUGGCUAUGAUGAUGCACAGCUUAAAAUCGCACGACGGAAAGACGAUUCUAACAGAACCAGCGCACGGAAGCGUCACCAAACACUACAAGAGACACUUGAAAGGUAAACAGACUUCCACGAAUCCGAUAUCUUCGAUCUUCGCUUGGAGCCGCGGUCUUCAUCAUCGCGCCAAGCUUGAUUGCAACUACAACCUUCUGGAAUUCGCUGAGCUUCUGGAGCAGUGUUCCAUCGCGGUCGUCGAGGAGGGCAAUUUGACCAGAGACUUGGCUUACAGCGUUUACGGAGCGGAUGGAUACAAGGAAUCGGACACGAUCACCACGAACGAAUUCAUCGAUGUGAUCGCCCGCAAACUCGAGCUGAACAUCACCAAGAUCUUCCCCAGGGAAGUCGCCCAAACGGCAAACUAAUUGUGAUCGAUUAUUAUUUUAUUUUUUUUUGUACUAUUUAUUAUUUAUACCACUGUAUUAUGGAUAAGCGAGCGUAUUUGAAAAUCCAAUUUCCGUUACGCACCGGAAAUUGCGAUGCUUCGUAAACUUAGUUUGUAAGCAAAUAAAUAUAAUAUUAUUUUUCAAA